AAACCGAUAGAACGAAUCGAAGUUCAGAAGCUUGACAGUAGCCCUCAAGCCACUAACCGUAACAACGAAAAAGCUACUCAUGGCGGAAAUAUCGAUAACAUAACCCAAUUACAAAAGCAAUACAAAGGCAAAAAGGGUCACAAAUCUGCUAAAUUCGGCGAAAAAAAAGGUCACAAAAAAGGUCAUAAAACCAGAGGUUACAACAACCGUUUUCAUAAAGAUGAAUAUGUGAAAGAACAUAAAUUGUAUGGAGAUGGAUACAGGAAUAAUCAAAGAAAUCAAUAUAAAAACGCACAUGAUGCUUCGGCUAAAAAGCGUACUUCAUACGAAAAAUCAAACAAACGCAACCACGGUUAUAGUGAAGAUAAGUUUGGGAAGAAAGGCGUCGACGAUGUUGGGAAAUUCGAUAAAAGGCACAAAGAUUUUGAAAGAGAUUCCAACCAUCAACAGUAUAAUAACCAUCACACUAAAAAUAUUGAACUGAAAGAAGCUACCAAUCCGUAUCCAAAUCACAGACCGUAUUAAAUAUAUAUUUGUUUAUUAAUUUUUUUAUUAAAAAAUAAUAAUAAUA
This is a messenger RNA of Diorhabda carinulata, 571 nucleotides long. Its product is annotated as component of gems protein 1-like. The annotation marks the transcript as partial. The record is from RefSeq and is a predicted model, not a curated record. Lineage: Eukaryota; Metazoa; Arthropoda; Insecta; Coleoptera; Chrysomelidae. The transcript has a single exon.